This is a messenger RNA of Pimephales promelas (fathead minnow), 1229 nucleotides long. The record is from RefSeq and is a predicted model, not a curated record. Lineage: Eukaryota; Metazoa; Chordata; Actinopteri; Cypriniformes; Leuciscidae.
AUGAAGAUCAUUCAGCUUCAGCUCUAUGUGUUAAUCUGUUGUCGAGCUGUAGUAUCCGAUCAACUCACUGAUCUGGGAUCAAAUGUGACCAUAAACUGUGAUCUUGAUGAAAAUGAGGUUUAUUGGAUUUUACUGAAAACACCAGAUCCUCCAACAGUGAUUCUAUGGUCAUUUUCUACAUCAACGUCACCUUUUUACUCAAAUAAAACAUUCAGAAAGAAAUAUUCAUUGCAGUUUAAACACCGUCUGGUUAUUAAUAAUGUGACAGCUGAUGAAUUAGGAGUUUAUUACUGUAUGAACACAGACACUCCUCCAAAACUCAGCAACAGCACCAGACUGACCUUCAACGAAUCAACUCAAAUAACUGAAAGUCACAAUCAUACAACGGUGGAGUUUAUUGAUCAGAAUCAGACACAAUGUCGGAUUAUUAUCAUCAUAUCUGGACUGAUGAACGGGCUUCAGCUGAUUGUGGUGAUCGUUUUUGCUGUUGGAAAAACUGAACGGUUGGAAAAAUAUGAUCCUGAUCUCCUUCAGACACGAGUUAUAUAUCAGUCUCAUAACCCAAACCGACUAACAUUUAAACACCGUCUGGUUAUUAAUAAUGUAACCGCUGAUGAAUUAGGAGUUUAUUACUGUAUGAACACAGACACUCCUCCAAAACUCAGCAACGGCACCAGACUGCACUUCACCGAAUCAACUCAAAUAACCGAAUGUCACAAUCAUACAGCAGUGGAGUGUAUUGAUCAGAAUCAGACACAAUGUCAGAUUAUUAUCAUCAUAUCUGGACUGAUGAACGGGCUUCUGCUCAUUGUGGUGAUAGUGUCUCUGCAGGAAACAGUAACGGCUGUUAUUGGUGGUUCUGCUCUCCUGCCGUGUUCUUCCUCUGAACAUGAUCCUAAACCUCAAGACACUGAUGUACAUUGGAGACACAAUGGCAGCAAGAAUGUGUAUGAUAUAGUCAAGGGUGAAGAUUCACUAGAGAAACAGGACCCUCGUUACACGAACAGAACUGAAAGGUUGCCUGAUGUGUAUCUGAGAGGAAACUUCUCCAUCAAACUCAACAAUCUCACUCACACUGAUGCUGGAAAAUACACGUGCUACAUCACACUCUCAUCUGAGCUUCAGACUGUACUGCUGAUCAUCAACGGUGUGUAAACAUGUUUGAUUCACGUAUGAAAUUGGUAACACUUUAGAAUAAUGGUCUGUCAAUAAUAAGAAACUAUGUAAUG